Molecule: messenger RNA, 583 nt
Organism: Abrus precatorius (Indian licorice)
Lineage: Eukaryota; Viridiplantae; Streptophyta; Magnoliopsida; Fabales; Fabaceae
Exons: 3
Coding region: 32-310 (92 amino acids)
Source: RefSeq, a predicted model, not a curated record
CAAAGUGAUUAAGGUUGAUGCAGUAGAGGUGAUGCAGAUGCUGUUGGAUAUGGAGAUGGAAUCGUCUUUGAGGUUAUCUUUUGGGGAAUACAUAGUAAUCAUGCUUCUGCGCCCCCUCCUCGCCAUCGGGUUCGUUCUCUCCUUAAUAUCUCUUGGUUGGUUAUUGGCAUGGAAACUGGUGCUGGUUCACGUGCCUUUGGUGCAAGAGGUUUUUGGCCUUAAAAAGAAACCUGUUCGAACCAAGCCACAAACUGGUCGCCUCUCCAAAAUUUAUAGCUCCAUUCAUGCCCAAAAUUCAUCUUCCACUUGAUAAGAUCAUUAAAUGAAGAGACUUGUUGGAGAUGGUAAACACGGGUCUUGGACAGUAGAACAGACAAUGAAUCACUGAUUGCAAUAAAUGAAGAAACUCCAAGUAGCACGCAACCAACUUCAAAAACUUUGGACAUCGGAUAUAUGUAUUCACCUUGUACAUAAUGUUGGUUAAUAUCAGAAAACUAAGCCAUGAAUGGUUUUACUCCAUAUAGUGUUCUGGCCUCUGGAUCAAAUUUGUCAAAUUAUAGUGAUCGAAUUAUGAUUUAUUUCU